This is a messenger RNA of Melampsora larici-populina 98AG31, 2418 nucleotides long. RefSeq lists its product as uncharacterized. The coding region runs from base 1 to 2418 and encodes 805 amino acids. NCBI's taxonomy places the organism in Eukaryota, Fungi, Basidiomycota, Pucciniomycetes, Pucciniales, Melampsoraceae. The record is from RefSeq and is a predicted model, not a curated record. The transcript is spliced from 4 exons.
AUGCUUACUAUUGUGGUUAUCAUGUCUUUUAUACACUCAGUCGUCUCAGUCAAAUUGUUACCCGGAGGUCCAGUCCAUCCUGGAAUGAGUCAACUGGAAACGGCAUCACCUGCAAUAGAAAAUGUGAAAGAAUUUGGGCGGGGAAUUGGCCCAAUAGAGAAAAUCAUGUUACAGGAUGAGAACCUUGAAACUUGGAGGGACAUAAGAACAAUUGAAGAAGUAGUCAAGCAAAACAGAGAUAGCACGAUGUUUGGGAAAAGAUUGAACUAUUACAUAGGUCCCAUCUUGAAAGACUGCCCUUCUUGGAUGACUGAAAAUUCACAAAUUGAAAGUAGCAUUACCGAAGUGAACGUGAACAUAAAGUCUCCUUUAGAAAGACUUGUUCAUCAACUCAUCCUGAUCCUGAUGAAAGGCCACUCUAAAACAAAAGAACAGCUAAAGCUGGAUCUUCUGGAAGCAGAAUUGUCAAACAAACUCAAUCAAUUGUCAAAGAAUAAAGAUCCACGCAUAAUAAGGAAAAUAGUUGCACCAUUUGUUGACUAUGCUAUCUCAAAAAUUGGAUGGCACAUAUUACUUGAGAAUUUCCAGAAGUCAAUGACCCUGGAGUAUGGCUCAAAUCACUCACUUGAAAAACAUCUGAUCUCAUAUCAAUUCAAAAUGAAUGAUCAAUUACAAUAUGGUGCCUAUUACAGGGAUUAUAUGCAUAUGUUUGAAAUCUUUGAAAUCUUGGUGGAUGAUGGUUUAAAACAUCAGAAUUUGAUUUGCAAUCUUGCUAAAAUUCAGUCACAAAAAAUGAAAGAAACAAAAAUUCUUAAUGAUCAUACAGGUAGUGCAAUUGAUAUACAUAGGCACCUAAUCAACAGAACCCCUUGGAAUGGACAUCCAUGGUCUCCAGUUCCAUUUUUUGAAGAUCCCUUGAAAACAUAUGGCCACAAAUCCACUGAGUUCAGUGAAAAAGUUCACAAGCUUUGGUUUAUCCUUGGUGAAAAUGACCGCAAGAUAUCAAAUCAGCUUGGCAUGAUUACAGAAGAAGUUCUAGCUGAGGAUUACAAGGUCUCACAGAAGCUUGAAGGAGUAGAAAACUUGGGGUCAUUUCAGGAAGCCAAACAAGACAACAUACUGACCUACAACCUGGCAGUGAAGCAUAUGUCUAGAGCAAUUGAUUUAGUAUCAAACCUUGAUGAAGAUGAUCCAGAAGUACUUUCAAUCCUGUGUGAAAUAUUCACAACCUCAAUCAAGUUCAUUGUGAAGAAAGGUGACUACAAGGAACAAAAAGGAGUUAUAAACAACAGUGUUAUGUUCUACCUCUUCAUCAGAAGGACUGGAAAUGUGCUCAGCCAUGUUUUGAAGAGUCUUUUCCCCAAUAAACCUCUUGAAGAAAAACUGACUACAGCACAAUCAAUGAGAUACCAUUGGUCUUUGGCCAAAUUCAAGUCAAAUCAUUACGGUAAAGAUCAAGCAAUGCGGUGGAGAUGGCUGAAUUUUGAGCUUGGACAAGUCUAUCAAGAGCAUCUUCUUGCAUCUGAUAAGCUUAAUGAUUUCUACAAUCAAAUGGGCCUGGCUCUGCAUUCAAAAAAAGGUGUUCAAGAAAGGAAUCCUGUCACUUCCAAAAUCAUCCCUAGUCGGAAGCAAAGCUAUGUUAUUGAAACUGACAGAAAGUCUCAGUUGGCUGAAAUUGUUUUUGACAGUGCCAAAGAUUUCUCCAGAGGCCAGGAUUCAAUGGCUGAUCAAUACAAUACUUUCAAAAGAAAAGCUUUUAAUCAUUUGAAAGAGCUACACUCUAAUGGUGAACUACAUGGGGCUUUCUUAUUGAAUAAAUCAGAAAAAACAAAUAAUACAGGGAAAUCAACAGUAGGGAAAAAUGUUGAGUCAAAAAGAGUUGCUCCAAAGAAGACUCAAUUCUUUGGAACACCAAAUCUCAAUGAAUAUACAAUGUUGUCAGAUGGAUUGUCAAACAAUCAAAGGGACAUAACUUCUUGUAAAUCAUUAAAAGACCAGCAGGAUUCAGGUUAUUCUCAACCUUAUCCAAGUACAACAUUCUCCAAAACCAAGAAGUCUUCAGAAAAAAGGAAAGGUUUCAAUGAGAAAGGCUUCUUUGAUAAAGGAUGGCCAAAAAAGUCUAGGACAAAGACUUUUAAUGUUCUAGAUGAUGAGUCACCAGAAAUUAUAGAAAUACCAUCUUCUAUCAACCCAGAUAAUCCAGGAUUUUAUUCUACCGCAGGCUCCAGUCCUGCAGCAUUAGACCCAAAUAAAAAUUCCCACAGAUCACUUCCACCAGAAAUGGAUCAAUUGCCUCCCCAAAGACUUCACAACUUGCACAUUGAGAAGGCUUAUCUGUUUGACCUGAAUGAACUUCCAGAAUCAGAUUCACCUCCAGUUCAUCAUGGUCCUAAUGAAAAGAUCAUGAUGACUCCAUGA